This is a messenger RNA of Morus notabilis, 3715 nucleotides long. RefSeq names its product calcium-transporting ATPase, endoplasmic reticulum-type. Gene Ontology annotation, biological process: intracellular calcium ion homeostasis; calcium ion transmembrane transport. Bases 378 to 3530 code for a protein of 1050 amino acids. Gene Ontology annotation, molecular function: P-type calcium transporter activity; ATP hydrolysis activity; ATP binding. Gene Ontology annotation, cellular component: membrane. The record is from RefSeq and is a predicted model, not a curated record. Lineage: Eukaryota; Viridiplantae; Streptophyta; Magnoliopsida; Rosales; Moraceae. The transcript is spliced from 8 exons.
AAAAAAAAAAAAUCCAAAGAGGAGAGCAAAAAAGGCAAAGAGAAUACGACCAGUCCACUCACCAUAACCCACGAGACCCUUUUCUUUCUUUGACAAGUUUUGAUGUUUUUUUUUUAAGAAUAUAAGAACCAAGAACGACACUUCUCUCCUCUUAUUCUUCUCUGUCUCUUCUCUUCUCUUCUCUGGCCUUUGAGUUUCAGCCUUGCUUUGUUUACAAGCCAGCAAUAUAGGACUUUUGAUAUGGGCAUGAGACAAACUUGAAUGAGGUCUUUUUGUUUGUGUGUAAAUUUUGAACUCCAAAAAGAGACAUUAGAUAGAUAGAGAGAGAGAGAGAGAGAGAGAGAGAGAGAGAGAGAGAGAAAGAGAGAGAAGCAUCAAUGGAGGAAAAGCCAUUCCCUGCGUGGUCCUGGUCUGUUGAGCAGUGCUUGAAAGAGUACAAUGUGAAACUGGAAAAGGGUCUGAGCAGUUAUGAGGUUGAGAAACGGCGUGAGAGAUAUGGUUGGAAUGAGCUUGCCAAAGAGAAAGGAAAGCCCUUGUGGAGAUUGGUUUUGGAACAGUUUGAUGACAUGCUUGUGAAGAUACUCCUUGUUGCAGCCUCCAUAUCCUUCAUUUUAGCCUAUAUGCACGGGGCCGAAUCAGUGGAAUCGGGGUUGGAGGCCUACGUGGAACCGGUUGUCAUUGUCUUGAUUCUAGUCCUAAAUGCCAUUGUUGGAGUUUGGCAGGAGAGCAACGCGGAAAAGGCGCUGGAGGCCCUCAAAGAGAUGCAAUGUGAAUCCGGAAAGGUCUUGAGGGAUGGGUUCUUUGUCCCGGAUUUGCCUGCCCGCGAGCUUGUUCCUGGUGACAUUGUUGAAUUGAGAGUUGGAGACAAAGUCCCGGCCGAUAUGAGAGUGGUGGUUUUGAAAACCUCGACGUUGAGGGUAGAGCAAAGCUCGCUGACCGGAGAGGCAAAUCCUGUUCUGAAAGGGACAGAUCCGAUUUUUGUGGAUGAUUGCGAGCUGCAGGCUAAAGAGAACAUGGUUUUCGCGGGGACAACGUGUGUGAAUGGAAGCUGUAUUUGUGUUGUGAUUAGCACUGGGAUGAAUACUGAGAUUGGUAAGAUUCAGAAGCAAAUACACGAGGCUUCUUUGGAAGAGAGUGACACACCUUUGAAGAAGAAGCUAGAUGAAUUUGGAGGCAGACUCACUACUGCAAUUGGGGUUGUUUGCCUUGUGGUUUGGAUAAUAAACUAUAAGAAUUUCCUCUCCUGGGAUCUUGUGGAUGGAAAGCCAACAAACAUCCAGUUUUCUUUCGAGCGAUGCACUUAUUAUUUCAAGAUUGCCGUUGCUCUCGCGGUGGCUGCGAUCCCAGAAGGCCUUCCUGCUGUGAUCACCACUUGCUUAGCUUUAGGUACGCGGAAAAUGGCUAAGAAGAAUGCUAUUGUGCGGAAGCUUCCGAGUGUGGAAACUUUAGGGUGCACAACUGUGAUUUGUUCGGAUAAAACCGGGACAUUGACAACAAACCAGAUGUCUGUCACCGAGUUCUUCACUUUGGGAGGGAAAACCACUGCUUCUAGAAUAAUCCAUGUCGAAGGAACGACUUAUGAUCCCAAGGAUGGUGGAAUAGUUGAUUGGACUUGCUUCAAUAUGGAUCCUAACUUGCAAGCCAUCGCAGAAAUAUGCACCGUUUGCAAUGAUGCUGGGAUUUAUUUCGAUGGAAACCUUUUCCGGGCAACAGGGUUGCCCACCGAGGCCGCUCUUAAGGUUUUGGUUGAGAAGAUGGGAGUUCCAGAUAGCAAGGCAAGGAACAAAAUUCGUGACACCCAGCAUGCUGCAAGCUAUUUGAUUGAUCGCAGCACGGUGAAGCUAGGUUGUUGCGAGUGGUGGACUAAAAGAUCGAAAAGGGUUGCCACCUUGGAGUUUGACCGCGUUCGGAAGUCAAUGAGUGUUAUUGCCCGGGAGCCAACUGGGCAUAACCGACUUCUUGUCAAGGGUGCUGUUGAGAGUUUACUGGAGAGGAGUUCAUAUGUUCAACUUGCUGAUGGAUCACUCAUUCCAAUAGAUGAACCUUGCAGGCAGUUGUUGCUUCAGAAACUAUCGGAGAUGAGCUCAAAGGGUUUGCGCUGCUUGGGUUUGGCAUACAAGGAUGAGCUAGGAGAGCUUUCGGAUUAUUAUUCCGAGAGUCACCCUGCUCACAAAAUGCUGCUUGAUCCUGCUAACUACUCCUCCAUCGAGAGCGACUUGAUUUUCGUAGGGAUUGUCGGUUUAAGAGACCCUCCUCGAGAGGAAGUUCACAAAGCGAUCGAGGACUGUAAAGAAGCGGGGAUCAAGGUCAUGGUCAUAACUGGAGAUAAUAAGUCCACGGCUGAGGCCAUUUGUCAGGAAAUCAAUUUGUUCUCAAAAGGAGAGAAUCUCAGAGGGAAGAGUUUUACAGCCAAAGAGUUCAUGGCUCUUUCGACUUCCGAACAAAUAGAAGUGUUAUCGAAACCAGGAGGAAAAGUUUUCUCUCGCGCUGAGCCUAGGCAUAAGCAAGAAAUUGUUAGGACUCUGAAGGAUAUGGGCGAGAUCGUUGCAAUGACAGGAGAUGGUGUCAAUGAUGCUCCUGCACUCAAACUAGCCGACAUUGGAAUUGCCAUGGGCAUCACUGGAACUGAGGUUGCAAAAGAAGCUUCAGAUAUGGUCUUGGCAGAUGAUAACUUCAGCACCAUUGUCUCAGCUGUUGCUGAGGGUCGUUCCAUUUAUAGUAACAUGAAAGCUUUUAUAAGGUACAUGAUAUCAUCAAAUGUUGGAGAGGUAAUAUCCAUAUUCUUGACUGCUGCUUUGGGCAUACCUGAAUGCAUGAUACCUGUUCAACUUCUGUGGGUGAAUCUGGUUACCGAUGGCCCCCCCGCCACAGCUCUAGGCUUCAACCCUGCUGAUCCUGACAUCAUGCGAAAACCGCCUAGGAAAUGCGACGACCCGCUGAUCAAUUCUUGGAUUCUUUUUCGUUACUUGGUGAUUGGUUCAUAUGUUGGCAUUGCGACUGUUGGCGUCUUCAUCCUGUGGUACACACAGGCUUCCUUUUUGGGUAUCAACCUCGCGAGCGAUGGGCACACACUCGUCGAGUUGUCUCAGCUUCGCAAUUGGGGUGAGUGUUCAUCCUGGGAGAACUUCACCGCAGCGCCAUACAAGGUUGCAGGGGGUCGAACCAUCUCGUUUUCGAAACCCUGUGACUACUUCUCCAUUGGCAAAGUGAAGGCAAUGACAUUGUCGCUUUCCGUCCUGGUCGCGAUCGAGAUGUUCAACUCGCUGAAUGCCCUUUCGGAGGACACCAGCCUGAUCAAAAUGCCACCAUGGAGGAAUCCUUGGCUUUUGGUGGCCAUGUCGGUUUCUUUCGGACUCCAUUGCCUCAUACUUUACGUUCCUUUUCUAGCAGAUGUGUUCGGAAUUGUUCCGUUGAGUUUGAAUGAGUGGCUUCUGGUCAUUCUGAUCUCUUCACCUGUGAUACUAAUAGAUGAAGUGCUUAAAUUUGUGGGGAGGAAUAGAAGGAGAAAAAGGAAGGAAAAACUGGCAUGAGAAUCAAUCCGGGGGUGGUGCUGUUGAAGAGGCAAACAUAGGAUUGCUAUUUUUUCAUUUGGAAUUCUUUGAUAGAAUAGUUGCUGUUCUUCACAAUCAAAAAUUGUUUUACAUAUCCAAAGGAAACAAACACAUGUUAUCAUCUGAGAAAAUAGGAAUGAAAUGUUAGCAAUCAUGUUUACUAA